Molecule: messenger RNA, 2157 nt
Organism: Pelagomonas calceolata
Lineage: Eukaryota; Pelagophyceae; Pelagomonadales; Pelagomonadaceae
Source: the annotation of a GenBank genome assembly
CUGACUUUUGCUGAAAUACAGCGCUAACUGGCCCCCUACAGACCUAUAUUUGUUGCUCAGACCUAGAACUGCGCCCAGGAAGUAAUGGACCGCGACGGCGCCCUGCUGGGGACGCUCCGAGAGCUGCUUGAGCAGCUCUUGCCCCCGAACGAACCGGACGCACCGACAGCGGACGAGCCGCGGGAGGAGGAAGACACCCCGCCGCCGGCUGAGGAAGACGCGGCCUCGGACACGGACAGCGUGCCGGACCUGGCCUCGGCCUCGUCGUCGUCGGACUCCGACGAAGGGCUGCCCCCUGCGCGUCGCCGGCCGCGCAUGCCGGCGCUCGCGCCCGCGUCGUCGUCGGAUUCGGAAUCGGACGGCGACGCGCCGGAACUCGCCUCGGCGUCGUCGUCGGACGACGAGGCGGAGGCGCCGCCGCCUGCUGCGCAGCGCGCGGGCCCGCGCGUCGUACGCGUCGGCCGCCACGUGCUCGUCGUGGGCGGCGGCCCGGGCGAGGGUCGCCCGGAUUUGGGGGACCGACCGGCCCGCGUGCGUACCGCGUUGGCGCUGAUCCGCCACGUGAUGCUCGCGAGCCGCGGCAGCGACAGCCACGUGGACAUGGCGGACACGCUGGCGCGGGAUGGCGCCGCUAGAUCACAGCACGUCGUCGCCGCGUUCCGCGCCAUCGACCGUGCGCAGUUCCUGCCCGCGGACGCGCGCGCCGACGCGUACAUCGACUCGCCCGCGAGAAGUGGCGUGUUUCACCAGUCUUCGCCGUCGAUCUAUGCUGCAGCGCUUGAAGCGCUCGACCUCGGCGGCGCCCGGCGCCGGAGCUUCCUCAACAUCGGCUCCGGCACGGGCUACUUCUCGGCGCUCUGCGCCGCGGCCGCGGCCGCGGCCGGCGGCGAGCUGUCGCCGCACGUCGGAGUCGAGCGGCACGCGGAGCUGGUGGACUGGGCGCGCACGCGCACGACCACCGACCCGGCCGCGCGCAUCCGCGCCGAGCUCGUUGCGUUUUCCAGUAGCUCGCUGGCAGAUCACCUUGCGGACAUCGCGCCCUACGCCGCGGCGCGCGGCGCGUCGAGCCUCGCCGAGCUCGCGGCGCUGCCCGCCGACACGCUGGACGACAUGAUUGCGAGCGCCGGGUGGAGUAUUCUGAAGGCGGCAACCUUCCGGCGGCACCUGGCGCGCUACAACGACGAACACGCUGGGCGCACCUGGCUACCGCCGCACGCGCCCGACGUCUUCUACGACGUGGGCGACGUCUUCGACGUCGUCGAGGCGCUGCGCGACGCGCACUCGCCGCUGCGGGGCCGCUUCGACCGCGUGUACGUGGGCGCCGGCGUCGACCGGUCUUCCUGCCGCGUGCUGCUCCGGCUCCUGGCGCCGGACGGCCUGCUCGUCGCGCCGCGCGACGACCGCCACGGCGAGGCGCAGCGGCUCGUGACCGCGGUCCGGCGCGGCGCCGGCGACGCGUACGCGAUCACGGCGGGCGCGCGCGUCGCCUUCGCGUCGCUCGUGCGUCCGAGCGGCGGCGGCGUGGCGUCGCGCGCGCCGGCGCUGGCCGGGCCCGUCUGGGGCGAGGCGCGGCCCGGCGCAUUUCCGCCGGCGUUCCGGGCCGCCGCCGCGACGCUCGCGCGCGGCGUCGCGCGGGGCGGCGGCGGCGCCGCGAGCGUGCCGUGGCACGUGUGGCGCGCGAAGAUCCUCCCGUUCGUCCCGGCGCAUUGGUUCGAGCGCGCGCGCGGCGACGAUCUCGGCCCGCGGGCGUGCGCCCAGUGCGGCCUGCCGGCGCACGCGAGGUGCUCCUGCGGCGCCGUAGCGUUCUGCGGGCGGGACUGCCAGCGCGCGGGGUUCGACGCUCAUGCUGCUGCCUGCACGGCGCGGCCCGCCGCCGGCAACGACGCCGGCGACGCUUCGGACGACGGGGACGAGCUCGGCGCGCUCUCGAGGCGGCUCCGAGCGGCCGUUCGCGCGGCCGAGGCGGCCGUCGCGGGCGAGGAGGCGGGACCGGCACCGGACGAUAACCGCGCGGAGGCGCGGGCUCGCCGCGCGCGCUACCACUCCUGGUGGUGGGACGACGACGGUGCUGCUGACGACGAGGACGACGGCGUCGGCGCUGCCGCCGAGGACGACGGCGCUUCUGCCGCUUCCUCCUCGGACGAUGAAGACGGCUAA